Cynara cardunculus var. scolymus (artichoke) is the source of this 792-nucleotide messenger RNA. RefSeq names its product zinc-finger homeodomain protein 11-like. Gene Ontology annotation, biological process: regulation of developmental process; regulation of DNA-templated transcription. NCBI's taxonomy places the organism in Eukaryota, Viridiplantae, Streptophyta, Magnoliopsida, Asterales, Asteraceae. The transcript has a single exon. The record is from RefSeq and is a predicted model, not a curated record. The coding region runs from base 1 to 792 and encodes 263 amino acids. Gene Ontology annotation, cellular component: nucleus. Gene Ontology annotation, molecular function: transcription cis-regulatory region binding; DNA-binding transcription factor activity.
AUGGAGACACCAACUCCGGGCCAACCAAAUAGGAUGGGACAACAGCUCCCACCAAGCCAUAACCCGCCACAGGUGACUCUCGCUUUGGGAAGAUGUCUCAAGAACCACGCAGCCGGCGCAGGUGGCUAUGCUCUCGAUGGUUGCGGGGAGUUUAUGCUAGCACCCACCUCCACUCCAACUGAUCUCACCACCCUAAAAUGCGAUGUCUGUGGCUGCCACCGCAACUUCCAUUACCGUGAAGUCGACCAAUUGCAAUCACCCGCUGAACGUGUUGAUGUCAUCGAGAACCCGAACCAACCCCAACAGCACCAUCACCUCCCAACAACACCAACACCGACCCGCCUUGUUGCUAUGGCAAAUAGCAGCAGCAUUCCAAAUUCCCCAACCCCGUCCCCAAUUUCAUCAUCCUACAAUUACUACCCAGCACCACCCCACAUGUUCUUUGCCUUCAACCCAGCUGGCUUUCCUGCUCCUGAACCGGCAGAUAGAAACGGCCAGUCGAUCCUCACCACAGGAUCAAACGGCACCAGAAAAAAACGAUUCAGAUCAAAGUUCUCCCAAGAUCAAAAGGCAAAGAUGCAAGAAUUUGCAGAAAGAAUCGGAUGGAAGAUGCCGAAGAAAGAGGAUGAGACGAUUGCAGGAUUUUGCAACGAAAUUGGGGUUGAUAAAGGCGUUUUUAAGGUGUGGAUGCACAACCACAAAAACAUUAGUAUCAGAGAGAACAACCACCAGAAACACCGCGACGACGGUGGUAAUGCGAACGGCGCUAAUGGGUCAUCUUCGUCUUCCUAA